UACCCUCUAAAAUUAAAUUUUCCUACUUAAAGCUAAAGUUAAAAUUUCCUAUCCAAAACUAAAAGUAAAAUUCGCUACUUAAACUAAGAAUAAAUUGUGCUACUUCAUCCUAAAAGAAAUUAACUACUUAAUGCUACAUGUACAAUUGUCUAUCUAAAUUUACCUACAACAAAAGACUGAAUUCGAUUUACUACUUAUAAAUAAUGAAAUGAGCAACAAACACAAUAAACCAUUACAACAGCAUUGAAUUUUAAACCUAAUUCUCCCUCUGAUUUUUUAUUUCGAAAGGCAAAACCCUUAGUUUGACCCCAAACAUUUGGUCCUUCGAGCCGGAUAAACUCUAACGACACAAAGCUACAAAAAUUGCAAAAGGCGCCAACACACAAUUCUGGACCCAAGCCAAGCGCCCACCUACACACACACACACAUACACACACAUCAAAAAAGAAGCUUCAAAAUAAUGGCCGGAUAUUUACCUCGCCCAGAGUCCCCACGACCCGCCAGACCCACACGCCCUCGCUUCGACCCACGGGAACCCAGGUAUCGCCCCGCAUCUUGGCAGUAUGCCUGUGGCCUCUGCCAGGAGGACCACGCCAUACGGUCAUGCCCGCGGUUCCGGCAAAUGACACCGUAUCAGAGAUACGAGACAGUUGAGAGACGGAGUUACUGUCGGAACUGUCUGGCGCGCAGCCAUCUGGCCCCAGACUGCCCCGUGGUCACUGCCUGCCGAACAUGCGACUACCGCCAUCACACAAUGCUGCAUGGAGCCCCACAGCUUAGGGAGACAUACGGCAGCUACAGCCCGCCCCCAAUGGAGAUUGCCAACCCACGGCAACUUGCAAUCGAACCAGCCAACCAGAUGCCCAUCGUCCAAGGCCCUCCCCCGGUCGAGAUACCUUACAGCCGGGCCACUGUUUUUGUACCCACGGCGAUGGUGGAAUUGGCACCCGAGGAGCAGGACGAUUGGGCUGGGGUACGGGUACUUUUGUGCCAGGCAUCGACCAUCACCCGAAUCGCGGCAGCCACAGUAACUCGCCUGGGGAUACCAACGAGAGAGCGCAGAGGGCACCGUCUGGCAACAAUAAGACUUCGGUCAAGGCAUGCGUCGAGGAGGACCAUGUAUACCAUCCGGGCAGUGGUGACCCGGGAUUUGCCGCGACGACCCUAUUCAGAUCCCAUCAUUCCCGACCCCACAAGCAGCCUAAGAUCCCUUUCUUUGGCAGAUGCUGACCCUAGGGGCAACGAACCAAUCGAUGUAGAGGUAGGGGCCGAUGCCUACGCCCACCUCCGGAGGAGUGGUGUUGUACAACCCGGAUUGGGAGCCGUCUUCGCCCAGGAGACAGAUUGGGGAUACGUGUUCGUCGGCCCAGUCACCUCACAGGCAAGAAACCAAAAUUAAAAAGGUAAGAUGUCACUUCGUCACUUGGAGGGGGAGAAUGUUCAAAGUACGUUUGAACAUGAAGUCAUGUGCACCCAUGUGCAGACAUGCGUUCACGUAUGCACAUGACCCACUGUGCAUAACGGUACAUUGAAGUAAGUUCUUAAUCGCUGAUUCCGCCUUGACUUCAUAUUUGUUUACCUGGAAUUGUUGCUUGUAGCUUGGAAAGUUGACCGUUUUCGCGGGGUCCAAGUGACAAGCAACAACCAAAAAAAGAUCAGUCUCGCUUUUAAAUCUCAAACCCGCGCAUCGUAUUCGCUCCCCCUCAAAGUGAACCCAAGUGAAGUGAAAAGCAAAAAAGUGAUCUUACAUAUAUACAUAUAAACAAUCGUUAAAGAAAAGAACAUUACAAACAGUGAAACAAAAAUUAACAAACUCAAUUUUCAGACGUGAAGAAGACACUAAGAUACAACAUAAACCCACAAGAAGACCCAAAAUCAACACAACACAUGGUUAAACCAUCAAAGUGCGGGACACCAAAAAUAAACACAAGUGCGGGCCACUCUACACACCAUCAACCAAUUCCUAUAUCCUU
This is a messenger RNA of Stomoxys calcitrans (stable fly), 1973 nucleotides long. RefSeq lists its product as uncharacterized. The record is from RefSeq and is a predicted model, not a curated record. The coding region runs from base 461 to 1399 and encodes 312 amino acids. The transcript is spliced from 3 exons. Lineage: Eukaryota; Metazoa; Arthropoda; Insecta; Diptera; Muscidae.